This is a messenger RNA of Leishmania braziliensis MHOM/BR/75/M2904, 1992 nucleotides long. RefSeq lists its product as hypothetical. Bases 1 to 1992 code for a protein of 663 amino acids. Lineage: Eukaryota; Euglenozoa; Kinetoplastea; Trypanosomatida; Trypanosomatidae. The transcript has a single exon. The record is from RefSeq and is a predicted model, not a curated record.
AUGAGUGCCACUCCAGUCAUGGGCGCGCAGGUGAACCUCGCCUUGGGCCUCGAUGAGGAGUGCUCACCAUCGGAAACUGCUGGAAAAGAUGGACAUGUCGCGCAUCUUCUUGCGCAGAUUGCGUUUCUUCAUCGGGAAGUGGAGCGUCUAGAGAAGUUGCUCUGUAGCAUGCGAGCAAAAUCAUAUGCUGACGUUCGUGCAUUGACCAGUCAGUACGAACAAACUCUCAGACAAAAGAAUGCGGAAUUAGAAGAUCUUCGGCACACAUUCGGAUCGCACAGAGAGGUUGUUGAUGCAGGCAGAAGGUGCAAACUUCUCGAAAAGCAAUUGGCCGCUGCCAACAGCGAAAAGAGCGUUGCCUGCAUGGAGAAGGCGGACUUGCAGGCGAAAUUGCGGAAGCUCCAGUCGCUACUGAAGAUCAGAAAAGAAGAAGUUCUCAAAGCCCAGGGUACGUUGGAGGAGAGCAAGGUGGAGCGCUCGUCGACCAUAACGGCACUGAAAAUGACGGUGGAGACAUUGACACAAGAGCGUGAGCGCCUGAGCUCAGAGUUGGCCGAGCAGGCAAAGCGUCAGCGUGUGGAGCGAAGAAGCAUAGGCACAGAUUGUGUGCGUCAGCGUGCUGAUGCGGGCAGUGAAACAACUUCUCUUGAGCGUCUCACCCAGGCGUGCCAAGUCUGCACGCUACAGGGCACAAUGACGAUAGCAGGAGAGGAUGCGGACCCGCCGCAUAGCUUAGCGGCUCUUUUGGAGGAAAAAACACGAGAGUGUGACCAGUUUCGUGGUACCUUGGAGGAUUUAAGCGCGAUGCAGCGGGACGCCUUGGCGAUGCUGGAGGUGACGAAGAGCCAGCUGAGCACCGAGACGGAAAGGAGACGGAUUGCGGUUGCCGACGUAGAGAAUCUAUCAGUGCAGCUUCGUGCUUUGCAACAGAGGUGCAGCGAUCAAACGGCAGCAGAACGCACGAUGGGCGACAAAAUCAGACUCUUGGGUGAGGAGCGGCAGAGAAUAUUGGUGGAGAAAUCGCAGAUCGAGCGUGAAAAAAGCCACUGGGAAGAGCAACUGCGCCAGUACGAAGCAGAUGUAGCACAGCUCUCAGCGACAAAAAACCAUACCAACCGACAAUUGAGCGCACUUGCCAAUGAAAACGAAAAUUUGCGUGCUGAAAUGCAGCAGGUGUGCGAACGGGAGGCGCACGCACUGUAUGCAGUGAAGGCAAAGGAUUUGGAAGUGCAGGAAAUUCUGAGUGCCUAUCAAAAAUCAGCACAAGAGAAUGAGUCUCUUUUGGAAAAUCAGCGCUUUCUUGAGCGAGAAUUAGAUAAUGUCCGGGCAGCUCUUGCUUCAAAGGAGGAGACUGUGGCGUAUCUGCAGGAGCAGCUGAGAUCGAUGCAUUUACGCGAGCAGCAGCUGACACUGGAUAUCCAGUCGCUUGAAUACGAGAAUGAGAACCAUCAUCAGCGCCUAGCGAGAGGGGAUCACGAGGCGGCCGAGCUGGAAGCAAAGUGUGCGGAGCUUGUUCAGCUCGUGCAUGCCAAAGAGCAGUGCAUGGAAGAGCUUCAUCAGAGCUUGAGUGAGUUAAGCAAGCAGGUUGUGGUGAAGGACAACGAGUCACUGCUCCUGCGCCACCGCUGCGACGCGCUUCUUGCAGACAAUGCUUCACUCCGUGCUAGUUUUGGGAAUGAAAAGGCGAAAGUGGAGGAGCUGGAGGCGUCCAAUGCGCGCCUUGUGGCACGUGAAGUUCUUUCGCUGAGCGAAGCGGCUGACCGAAGAGAGCGAAGCCAAGAGCUAGCUGACGAACGAGCAACCGUGAAGGCGGUAAGCGAGGAGAAUGCGCGAAUUACAGCCUCUUGUGAACGGCUUGCUGAGCACAACAAAGAGCUGGAGGCGAGAGUAACGUCGUUGGAAAAGUCGCUGCAAGAGUCUGCAGAAGCGAAGGAAAGGCUGCAUAGAAUUGUUCUCGACCAAAAUAAGGCGCUGUCUCGAUUGUCCGAGUGA